This is a messenger RNA of Callorhinchus milii (elephant shark), 873 nucleotides long. It is a transcript of the gene atf3, whose product is annotated as activating transcription factor 3. Bases 104 to 640 code for a protein of 178 amino acids. Gene Ontology annotation, biological process: regulation of transcription by RNA polymerase II. The transcript is spliced from 4 exons. Gene Ontology annotation, molecular function: RNA polymerase II cis-regulatory region sequence-specific DNA binding; DNA-binding transcription factor activity, RNA polymerase II-specific. The record is from RefSeq and is a predicted model, not a curated record. Gene Ontology annotation, cellular component: nucleus. Lineage: Eukaryota; Metazoa; Chordata; Chondrichthyes; Chimaeriformes; Callorhinchidae.
UAGAGCCACACAGAGAGAGACAUAGACACAGAGAGACAGACAGACACCCACAGUGCUGCUCUCCACAGACUGAAAGAGACCCCGAAAAAUAACAGACUGUAUCAUGAUGCUCCAGCACUUAGGACAGGGAUCUGCCUCGGACGUCAGCACAGCGGCUCUCGUUCCGUGUACAUCGCCCUCGAUGUCCCUGGUAUUUGAGGACUUUACGUGCCUCAGUCCUUUGGUGAAAGAGGAACUGCGGUUUGCCAUUCAAAACAAGCGCCAUUCCCAAGGAAUGUCAACCAUGGAAUAUCUCACAGGGACUGAGAGCAAGAGCGAAACAUUAAGACAAGAGAUUCCUCCCCACGAAGACGAGAGGAAAAGACGAAGAAGGGAGAGAAACAAAGUCGCUGCAGCAAAAUGUCGAAAUAAAAAGAAGGAGAAAACCGAUACCCUGCAAAAGGAGUCAGAAAAGCUGGAAUCUUUGAACGCAGAGCUGAAGGCACAGAUAGAAGAGCUGAAGAAUGAGAAACAGCAGCUGAUUUACAUGCUGAACCUCCACAGGCCGACGUGCAUAGUCCGGGCACAGAUCGGACGGACUCCAGAGGACGAAAGGAACCUUUUCAUCCAACAGAUCAAAGAUGGAACGCUACAGAAUUGAACCAUCGGGGGUGGGGGGGGUAUGAACCCCGAGGCCAGAGUCCAGAGUCUCCCAGCAGACACCAAAGACUGUCAUAGCUCUGUGUUAGUACAUCACUAACCUGCUAGAAAAGGAUCAUCUCAGUCGGAAGAGCUUGCAUUUCCAGCGUGAAGAAUUUCUUCAGUUUUUGCUGUUUUAAAAACUUGUCGAGAUGCAUUAAGAGGAAUCAAGCAAAUUGGGGGGUGGAGGCGAGG